Rotaria sordida is the source of this 1797-nucleotide messenger RNA. Lineage: Eukaryota; Metazoa; Rotifera; Eurotatoria; Philodinida; Philodinidae. The record is from the annotation of a GenBank genome assembly.
AUGUCAAAUACAAGCGUUGCUGAGCAAGCUGCUGCACCAGUUGUCAGUGAAUCACCAGCUGUUGUAGAACGAUGGGAACGAGAUUUUUCACAGACAAAAACUGAUGGAAUUACAUAUGAUUACAUUAUUGUUGGCUCAGGCUCAGCAGGUGCUGUCUUAGCUACUCGUCUCUCAGAACAAGCUGAUAAACGUGUUCUUCUUAUUGAAGCUGGCGGUGUCGAUACAACGGACCAAAUACAUAUGCCAGCUGCUUGUGGUAGCUGCCAACUUGGUGAAAUUGAUUGGCAAUAUAAGACUAUACCUCAACUUCAUUCACAUUUUAGCUGUGUUAAUCAACAAAGUAAUUGGCCGCGUGGUAAAGUUUUAGGUGGUUGUUCAUCUAUAAACUAUAUGCAAUAUGUUCGUGGUGAUCCACAUGAUUACGAUAAUUGGCAAUUACCACAGUGGUCAUUUCAAGAAAUGUUAAAAUAUUUUAAAAAAUUAGAACGUGCUGAUCCGAACACAAUUCCAAGGAAUGAGCAUUUUCGUAAUCACGAUCAAGAUAAAGGAAUGAUGAAUGUAACAAUGCUUGAAGAAACAAAUCCAACAAAUCAAUUGUUUAUUGAAGCAUGUGAGAAGAACGGAUUUCAUGAAACUAAAGAUUAUAAUGCUGAAGAAAGUCUUAAUGGAUGCGUAUCAAUGUCACAAAUUUCAACAAAAGGAGGAAAACGUUGGUCAACAGCAAGUGGUUAUCUCUUGACAGCAGUAAAAAGAAAAAGUUUUGACUUGCUAAUACAUGCACAUACUUGCCGAGUAGUAUUUGAUGAACAAAAACAAGUAUCUGGUGUCACUGUUAAGCGUACUAGCUCAUUGGAUAAAGAAGACUUUAUUAAAGGUAAAGAAGUCAUACUAUCAGCUGGUACAGUUGGAAGUGCUCAAAUACUUCUUCUCUCUGGAGUUGGUCCUCGAGAAGAAUUACAGAAACAUCAAAUACCUGUCAUCGUUGAUUUACCUGGUGUUGGUAAAAAUUUACAAGAUCAUAUGAUGACUAUUCUAGUCUAUUUGACUAAAAUACCAACACUUUCAACUCGUGAUUUGACACCCGAAAACUUACAAAAAUGGGCAACUCAAGGAAAAGGUCCCUUAACUUCAUGUGUUUCUGAAUCACUAGCGUGGUAUCAAUUGAAUGAAAAUGAUAAGACACAAGUACCUGAUAUUCAAGUACAUUUUCUUCCGGUUACAGUUGAUGCUGAACUUUUUCGAAACUUUAAUUUCAAACCAGAAGUUUAUGAGCAGUAUUUAAAACCGCAUCUAACUGAUGAAUCACAAUGGACUGUUGUAUACUUGCCGACACUUCUACAUCCUGAAUCAAAGGGUGAAAUUACACUUGCAAGUUGUGAUCCUCUUGCACAUCCAAUUAUCAGUCCAAAUUAUUUGGAGGACAAAGAAGAUGUUCGUAAAAUGGUUGAAGGAUGUAAACUAGCUGAAAAAAUUUGUCAGACUAAACCGUUGAAUAGUGCACUCAAGUCAAUGGCAAAAGAAAUGAAUGGAGAUGAAGCAACAGAAAAUGAAGAUGAAUUUUGGGAAUCGUAUGUUCGAAAGUAUACUACUACAAUCUAUCAUCCGACUGGCACAUGUAAAAUGGGAAAAGAAGAGGAUCCCAUGACAGUUGUAACACCUGAUACACGAGUCAAAGGCGUAAGAGGUCUACGUGUGGUUGAUGCAAGUAUUAUGCCGAACAUCAUUUCUGGUAAUACAAAUAUUCCAACAGUUGCAAUAGCUGAGAGAGCAGCAGAUUUAAUUAAGAACAAUGAUUAA